AUGGCUCCUACAACACCGACGCUGGAGACGCCGGACAUACAGCUCCUCGAGGACGCUGUGGCCGGCGAUCCCGAUGCCAUUGUGUCGCUACUGCACGCGUUCAGGAAGGAGCUCGCGACGAACCAAAAGUUGGUUCGCGACCAGCAGCGACAGCUCGCGGCGCUGCAAAAGGCGCACCAAGACCGCUUCGAGGCGCUCGAAGACUCGUACCACGACAUGCAAGACCUCAUGGACGUCCAGUUGACGGCGCUCGGAAAGCAGCGCACGCGUUUGAAAGCGCAGACCACUGUGCUCGACGACCUGCUCGAGGCGCAAGACCACGACGCGUUGCACACACUGCACGCAUGA
Molecule: messenger RNA, 348 nt
Organism: Saprolegnia parasitica CBS 223.65
Lineage: Eukaryota; Oomycota; Saprolegniomycetes; Saprolegniales; Saprolegniaceae
Exons: 2
Coding region: 1-348 (115 amino acids)
Source: RefSeq, a predicted model, not a curated record